AUGCCUCCGCCGGGGCUCCUGUACCGGGGCUGCCUUCCUUCCCUGCGGGGCAUACCGAGCUGCGGGACGCCCGGUGCCCGCGGUGCCGCCGGCCGGGACACGGAUCCCGCCUGGCCCGGCGGUGCCCGGGUGGUGCCCGGCGCGGGGCCCCGGGGCGGCGGGGAGGGGUCCGUGGGCGGGGCGGGGCCCCGGGGCGGCGGUGCCGGUGCGGGCCGGGCUCACGUUACGGCGGCCCCAUUGGCCGGGGCGGGGCGGGGCGGGGCCGCCGGGCAGCGCCGGGAGGCGGCGGGCACGGCCGGGCGCUCCGUCCGCUGUCGCUGCUGCAGCUGCUGCUGCUCCGCCACCGGUACCGGCGGCUCUGGGAGCGGGGCCGGGAGCGGCGCCGGGGGAGCAGGACCGGGCAUGCACAACGCCCGCCCAGACGAGCUCGGCGCCGACCGGGUGAGUGCCGCCGCGGGCACCGGGAGGGAACGGGACGGGACCACCGCGCCCGCGCCCCGCCGCCCCGGGACUGCGGGAUUCCGUGACGUCCGGGCGCUGCCGGCACGGCCGGGGCUGGGUGCCUGCUUGCUCACCCGACAAGCCGCUGCACGCCGGCCGGCUCCGCGCAGGAGCCGCAGGAAAGCGGGGCCCGGGGCUGGAGGCAAGCCGGGACCUGCGGCCCGCUCUCCGCACCCUGCCGCACGCCCAUUGCGCCAGCGAAGCCCCCACCAGCCGGGGCGGGGGGGCGCGGGGUGCCGAGCAGGGUGGGAUGGGGAUGGCGGGGUGCCGAGGAGGGUGGGAUGGGAUGGAGAUGGCGGUGCUGGCCAUGUGCUGAUCUCCCUUUCCCUGCAGUGGUGCCGGCGGGACGCGGGCCCGACGCCGCGGGCGCACAUGCGCGGCACGCGGCAGACACCGCAGCACCCCGGGAGGGCCACGGGGCCGGCCCCCCGUGCCCCGCGCCCCGGCUCGGCGGCGGACUCGGCCUGCAGCCUGGAUCCCGGUGGCGAGGAGGAGGAGGGGGGCGGCCCGGCCGCUCACUCCCCCCCGGCCAGCGAGCGCAGCCUGGAGUUCGACUCGGGCUACUCGGAGGCGUCGGGGGGCACGUGGAGGGAAGAGGAGGCGCCCGUGCGGCGCCGGCAUCUGCUGCCCUGCCAACGGGCACACCGGCUCUCCGCCGGCCCCGCCGCCCCGCCGCCCGUCCCCGCCCGCCGUGUCCGCCCCAAAUCCACCUCGGACGCCUGCCUGGAGCAGUGGCGGGCCCUGGAGCCCGCCGACACGCAGGACUGGACUGUAGCGCUGCUGUCGCAGAGCCGGAACCGGCAGCCUCUGGUGCUGGGCGACAACUGCUUCGCUGACCUGGUGGAGAACUGGAUGGACCUGCCCGAGGUGGGCGCCGAACCGCGUCGCCGGGCCCCCGCCGAGCCCUCCCGCCGGCUGGCCAAGCCCCCCGCCUUCCUGCUCAGCCUCUCGGGCAACGUGCGCCGCAAGCUGGCCAACAUGGCCCGGCCCCGGGGGACCGACGGUGCCCGGCCGGGGGGCCGCGAUGCCACCAAGCGUUUCUCCUGCCCGCUGGGGCUGGGGGGACAGCCCAAGGGCGCCUGCUUCCACCAGUCCCACAGCAACAUCGCCCAGCUGGCCACGGACUUCCACCGCUUCACCGCCUUGAUGAACAGCCGCAGCCGCCAGCCCAUCAUCUGCAACGACGUUAUCGGCUACAUUUAGCCCGGCUGCUGCGGCGGCCCG
Messenger RNA from Agelaius phoeniceus (red-winged blackbird), 1725 nucleotides. The record is from RefSeq and is a predicted model, not a curated record. NCBI's taxonomy places the organism in Eukaryota, Metazoa, Chordata, Aves, Passeriformes, Icteridae.